AUGGAAAAGUCACGCCCGAUGCUGCUGGCCGCCUCCGCUGUGGCGAAAUUCGAGACGACCACCACCACGACGACGGACGGCCAGCACAAAAAGCUUUCGGAAGACGAACGAAGAACGGCGCGAUCAAUCCCAUCAGUCGGCACGACGACUCGGUCGCCGUUAUGUCCGACGUGGAUCAACGAAAGAAGUCAGAAUGCCGAUCGAAAUCGUGGACGAGUUUAA
Molecule: messenger RNA, 222 nt
Organism: Haemonchus placei
Lineage: Eukaryota; Metazoa; Nematoda; Chromadorea; Rhabditida; Trichostrongylidae
Source: the annotation of a GenBank genome assembly